Messenger RNA from Rhododendron vialii, 1748 nucleotides. RefSeq lists its product as uncharacterized. The coding region runs from base 833 to 1444 and encodes 203 amino acids. The record is from RefSeq and is a predicted model, not a curated record. The transcript has 5 exons. Gene Ontology annotation, molecular function: box C/D methylation guide snoRNP complex binding. NCBI's taxonomy places the organism in Eukaryota, Viridiplantae, Streptophyta, Magnoliopsida, Ericales, Ericaceae. Gene Ontology annotation, biological process: box C/D snoRNP assembly.
AUACUGGUGUAGAUUGUAGGCUAUAGUGUUAUAGUUUUAUUUUUUUAACAGUUAACUUUUUUUGUGUGUGUGUUAUGGAUGUCAUUUGGAGAACAUUAAAAAAAAAAUCCGAAUAUUCAACCUGGAAGGUGGAAGGUGGCCGGCCGCCCGACUACCGCCUAGUGAGUUUAAGAACAUUGGAUUUGGGUGAGGGCAGUAUUGGCGUAGACGAAUAUGUCCACCGCUUUGAUUUGAGGGUCACACCAACUUGUCUUCUCCCUUUGUGUAUGAGGAUAGAUAUUCUAUGCACCUCGCUGCAACUUUAUUCUGCUUGUUCUUUCUGACUCCUUUUGAAAAAUAGGGUUUCUGUUGUCCAUUAUCCUGUUUGUCUCUUUUAUGUCUUUUGCCUAUAUCUUUUAGUGUGGAUCUUGAAAAAUAUGCAAUAUGGAUAUUGUUUGAUAGAUCUCGAUUAGUUCUAUAAUACAAAGUUUUCAAAAUUGUGAUAAACAUUAUAGAUUGAAAGAUAUAAGCAAUGAAAAAAUGGACAAUGAAAAUGGGACGGAGGGAGUAUUAGCUAGGAAAUUGGUGGAGAAGAUUGAGUACUUUUGCUUAAUUUGUAUUUCUGCUUCUAAAGAUGUAAAUCAUGGAAUAAGACUAUUAGAGUGAUGUUUAAGUGAUACUUCUAAAUUCCUGUAAUGAUUGCUGUUUUUUGGCUUUUUAUCGUGUUGAAUAUUUGCGAUUUUGGGCUCUGCUAUUUAGGCUCUCUCUGGCUAAAGGGCUCUUAAUAAGUAAGGGCCGACCUUGCUACAAUCCCUCUUUAGACAGCGAGAAAUAGAUAGAGUGAUAGAGAGAGAUGGCUGAUAGCAACAAAGAUCUUCUCAACCUGGAGAACAAGAAUUCGUCUUCUUCAACCAUAGAAUCAAAGCUUUUUGUCUGCAAAAAGAAUGAAUUCCGUCAAACUCAAAACCCGAAACCUAAACCCCCCGAUGGAAUGCCAUUCACUUCUUCUGUUCCCAAAAGCCAAGUUCUUGGAAAGGCAAAGGAUUUCUUAGGAGUCUUUUCAAAAGCAAAUAGAAGGUUGCUGGAUGAUGCAAAGGACAAUGCCAAGGACUAUGAUAUCGAGGCACUUACCGGGAACGAAUCUGAAUACAUUGAAAUGGAUUUAAUGUUGGGCGUUGCUGAUCUCCAUACACCUGAGGCUGUUGCUGCUGCUGAGUCUGCAAUUGCUGGUUAUCAACCAGUGAUUUCUUUGGCACUUAGCAGCAGCAGCAGCAGUGAUGAUGAGAGCAGUGAUGAUGAUGAGGGCAGUGAUGAUGACGACGACGACGACGGUGAUGAUGGUGACCAUUUGGCUUGCUCACCUACAAAAAUUAAAAGAUCGAAGCCUCUUGAAGGUGAUAAUUCUUCCGAACCUUCUGGGUACGAUAAGUCAAAAAAGCGACCAAAGAUUGUUGAGCUGUCAUAGAACUGUUUUGGAUUAAAGACGGCAGAUCUAAUGAUCACCGGAUCAAAAUUGUUGAAGAGAAUCAAAAUGUCAGAAACUGUUUUAAGGUACUGCUAGGGGAUGAGAGUUGGAUGUAGUUAAGGUUUAUGAAUGUAAGAAUGCUGCAAAAUGCAAAGCUGUGAGUGUAGAUGCUUGUUAGGUUAUCAUCUACUGAGAAAAUGCCAAAGAUGGAUUGUGUUUACGUCGAAUCUUCAGCAAACGCUAAAGCUCCUGUUGUAUCGAGUUUCUUUUGAUUUUACACGUAGUUGCAUUGUUUUAUUAUGUA